UCUCCCUUCGCUGCCCUGCCUGCCUCCGUCGAGAAGAAGAGAGGAGUAGUUGUUGCGGUUUUGCUUUGCCCGCUCUCUCUCCUCCUCCGCCGCCAUUGCCACCGAUUUGCCAUGGCGUCGCGCCCCCGUGGAAGGCGCCUUCCUCCUCCUCAUCCGCCGCUCAUCCAGGAGAUCCUCGACGACGACCUCUUCGAUGUAGAGGUUAACUACAGCGACGAGGAAGAAGAGGAGGAGGAGGAGGAAAGCGAUGAAGAGGAGUCGGAGUCGGAGGACAACGAACCGGAGGAGGUGGUGCCGGGGCAGGAGAGUAUCGGGGAGGGAUGCGGGCCGGCCAUACAAGCUAGGGUUUCCGGCGCCGCCGCGGAGAAGAACGCCUGCCCCGUUUGUAUGGAGGCCUGGGCCUCCCAAGGCGCUCAUCGAAUCUGUUGUAUUCCUUGUGGGCAUAUCUAUGGAAGAUCUUGCCUGGAGAGGUGGUUGAGGCACAAGGGCAACACUAGCGCAACCUGCCCUCAGUGUGGGAAAAGGUUCAGACCUAAGGACAUUACCAAUCUCUAUGCACCAGAGGUUGCAGUUCCAAAUAAUGAUCUGGAAAAGGAAGUAUUGUAUCUAAGGGGGAAAGCUGAAUCCCUUGGGGAAACGGUGAUGAAACAUGAGAAAUUGAUAGAGGAGAUGAAUGAGAGAUUGGUUGAGUUGACAAGUGCUCAGAAGAGGCAGAUUCUGUCAGAGCAGAGAUUAAUGAACGUUGGUAGCUCAAAGAGACAGAAAUUGGCAGAGCAUUUGGCUGGAACUACAUAUCUGGAGCCACCAACCUCAGUCACAGCAGAUUUUAACUCUAGCAACAGUUGCGAUUUUGUCUUUCAGAAAGAAUUCUUCAUGGAUGGACUUCGAGUCAUGGCCAUAGAUGCAUUUAACCAAACAAUUCUUGCUUCUGGAAAAGCACCAGGCAUAGGACAAGAACAUGUUCUUUAUAAGUUUAGCAUGGUUUCCCAUCACGAAGCUCGGAAUAUACAACUUCCUCUGGAUACUAAAACUGUCAGGGACAUAUGUAUCUUACCUAGUGGCUCUGCUAUUUUUACAUCACUGGGCAGGAAACUAUCGUCAUUUAGCAUGACGGCUGACCGUGUCGUUCUUCAGUGUGAUUUGCCGUGUCCUGGCUGGUCAUGUUCUGCGGAUGAAUCUUCGCGUCAGAUUUGUGCUGGAUUGCAGAAUGGCAAUCUUAUCAUCUUUGAUAUCCGUCAAACCUCAAGACCGUUGCAUUCUAUGGUGGGUUUAUCUACACACCCGGUUCAUACUCUCCAUACGGUCAUUGAUAACAACGGUUCUAGAAAGUUUCUCUCUGCCUCUUCUAUAGGCCCCUGCAUGUGGGAUACUGAUGGUAUUCAAGGCAGGCCAAAGUUGCUAUUGGGGACAGAUAAUCAACGGGUGUGCAUUUCUCUUGCAUGUGCCCCUUCAUCAAGUGAUCUAUUGGUAGCUUCCUUUCGGCCAAAGGUUGAAACGUCCGAGGAUGCUACAGCAUCUCAAGUGUAUCUAUCACAAACACCAACACCCUCUGGUGGAGGGAAAUUAGGGUAUCAUUCCUUCAUCAGGAGGGCGGGGAACUCGUCAUCCUUCACCGAAGAUAGGACAUGCAGCACACUUGUGAGCGAAAUUCGCAUGUCGAAAUCCGCAAUUAUACCUUAUGGAAACAACCAACAUCUGUUUGCUUAUGGAGAUGAGUCGCUGCGUGGGGUCCGGACCUGGCGACUACCAUCGUUUGAGAUGCAUUCUGAUCUCAGCUCCCUCCAGCAACCGGUCCUGGAUCUAAGGUAUGCAGAAAGUUCAUCCGGAGGGAGGUAUCUCGGGUACCUGAGCACGGAAAAGUUGCAGGUUUUCAGAAUUAGGUAGCAUGUCAGGAGGGAAACUUAAUUUUAGUCUAGCUUUUGCUCUUUUUUCCCUCUGACCUUUUUGUAGCUUUGCUAAACGCUAACGAACAUAAAUAGUUUGUAGAUAUGAAAGCUAGAAACAGGGCCUUUUGCUAUGUACAGUCUUCCUGAAAGCAGAGAGCAGUUGUGGAAUGGUAACAACCAUCGCCCUGUGUUCUGAAAACUGCAGUAAUGCCACUGAUAUGAUGUGCAAUACACCUGUCGUUUCCUAGCUUA
Molecule: messenger RNA, 2138 nt
Organism: Oryza sativa Japonica Group (Japanese rice)
Lineage: Eukaryota; Viridiplantae; Streptophyta; Magnoliopsida; Poales; Poaceae
Biological process (GO): interstrand cross-link repair; protein ubiquitination
Cellular component (GO): nucleus
Molecular function (GO): ubiquitin-protein transferase activity; protein binding
Source: RefSeq, a predicted model, not a curated record